AUGAAAUAUUUUCGUUACUAUCGUAGUUGGAUGUACGAUAGAACGUUACCAGGCAGACUUGGACUUACACCAAAAUUUGAGGAAGGAGUUAAGGGGUUUAUCGCGUGGGCAUUUGCACAAGAAUGUUGUCGACGUGAGGGAGGAGUGAGAUGUCCUUGUCUUAAAUGUGAAUGUAGACCUAUAAUUAGUGAUCCAGAGGAAGUAGAACGUCAUUUGAAGAGGAAGGGUUUCAUUAAAAAUUAUUGGGUUUGGACAUAUAAUGGAGAACAACUGUCGAGUAACGUACAUGCAGAGACAACUAAUACACACGCAUCAAGCAGUCGAUCACAUAUGGAAUUUGAUGAACAAUUUAAUCUGAUUGAUGAAAUGGUUGGAAAUGCAUUUGGAGUAAAUGUGACAUAUGAUGAACCUCAAGAUUUUGAUAGGGAAGAGUUGCCGAAUGAGGAAGCACAAAGGUUUUACCAAUUGUUGAAAGAAAUGAAUACACCGUUGUUUGAGGGGUCAGCAGAUUUAAAAUUAUCAAUGUGUGUGAGAUUAUUGGCCGCAAAGUCAAAUUGGAAUGUUCCUGAUCAGUGUUUGGAAUACUUUGCAAAAAUGAUGUUGGAUGCGACUCCUACGAAAGACAACUUGCCUACAAGUUAUUAUGAUGCAAAGAGGUUGGUGUCGAAGUUGGAUUUAGAAGUACGAAAGAUUGAUUGUUGCAUAAAAGGAUGUAUGUUGUUUUAUGACAAUGAGUUUGGUAUUAAUGAUGAAGCGUUGGAGGAAUGUAAGUUUUGUAAGAGUCCGAGAUAUCAAGUUCGUAGUAAAGCCAUUAACCGUAAACAAAAACGUGUAGCAGUGAAGUCCAUGUUUUAUUUGCCGAUAAUACCAAGGUUAAGAAGAUUGUUUGCUUCAAUGCAUAAUGCAAGUCAAAUGACAUGGCAUCAUACAAAUAAAACAUGUUCAGGCAUUAUGCGGCAUCCAUCUGACGGUGAGGCAUGGAAACAUUUUGAUAGGGUACAUUCUGAUUUUGCUGCAGAACCUAGAAAUGUCAGGCUCAGACUAUGCUCUGAUGGUUUUACUCCAUACGUCCAAGCAUCUGUAAUUGCAUAUUCCUGUUGGCCAGUUAUCGUAACCCCUUACAACCUCCCUCCAGAGAUGUGCAUGACAAAACCAUACAUGUUUUUGACUUGCCUCAUUCCAGGACCGUCAAGUCUUAAAUCUGGAAUCGACGUUUAUUUGCAACCUUUAAUAGAUGAUUUGAAGAGGUUGUGGAUUGGAGAAUGGACCUAUGAUAUAUCUCGCAAACAAAAAUUUACUUUGCGAGCUGCCUUGAUGUGGACUAUUAAUGACUUUCCCGCUUAUGGAAUGUUAUCUGGUUGGGGUACGCAUGACAAAAUGGGAUGUCCACAUUGCAUGGAAUUUACAAAGGCUUUUACUUUGGAAUUUGGAGGGAAAAGUUCGUGGUUUGACUCUCACUGCAGAUUCCUACCACGAGACCAUGUAUUUAGAAGAAACAAGACUGAUUUUAAAAAAGAUGUACGAGAGUUGGCAACAGUGAGACAGUUAGCUCUAUCUGAGGCGAGACGAGAGGCGGAGACACGUGAGGCGGCCCUAAAAGCCGAAAUGGAUGAUAUGAGAAAUAGACAAAAUGCUGAAAUAGAGGAAAUGAGGAAGCGGCAAUUAGACAUGGAGGCACAAAUGCGAAAUUUUUUUGCCUCGAAAUCGAAUUAUUCUGCCGAAGAUGAUGAAGAAGACGAAGAUGUAUCAUUUAGUGACGAGGAAUAA
Molecule: messenger RNA, 1767 nt
Organism: Lathyrus sativus (Indian pea)
Lineage: Eukaryota; Viridiplantae; Streptophyta; Magnoliopsida; Fabales; Fabaceae
Source: the annotation of a GenBank genome assembly